AUAAAUAAUCGAUUAACCUGUAUCAGGCGAAAGUUAUAUCUUCAUAGUAAUCGUAGACGUGUUUGUCUUGCGAUUGCAUAAUACCACAUUCGACUGUUUCACAAUACAUACUUGUGCCAGCCUGGCGGGCAUUCGAUAAGUAUCUUCGCGUUCGAUAACAGGCAAAUGUUUGUUUUUCGAAAACUCACGUGGAUUAUCUUCGUGAGACGAUAUCGCACUCGAACCACUUCGAUUUUAACGAAGGAAAUAUAGUAUAGCGAUUCAGGGGUUUUACAGGCGAUAGGAUAAUAUGUCAGACACAUUUCGAGCUCGAAGCGCUCGGCUUCGAUUUAAAACCACCGGUGCCCAUGGUUAUGAAUGAACUAAUGGACCCUAACGGACGCUAAUCAACGAACAACCUACGGCACAUUAGGGUGCUCCAAUGCGCUCCUCCGACAACCAUCCUCGGUAACCUUCCGAUCGAUGUAACCUCUGCCCAACCAGUGUAUCAGUUCCGACCGACGCAACUGCCGUCGACUACCGUGAACGGUAUAAAUAGGUGUUGAAAAUUCAAUUCGCCGAUCGGACGGCUACAACAAAUGAAUCGCCAUCGUCGGCUCGGUAUUGCGCAAUCCGAUUGGAAUUCGCCGGACAAUUGAACCCCUCCCCUGAGCCUCGCACUCGAACAACCCGAUAAAAAGCGAAACGACUCGGAUGGUAUAUAGGUAUCAACGCGGAAUCACGAUCCGGAAAAACAAUGUCACCGAACACGGUCGUCACUCUGGCGCGCGCUCGCUCGUCCGGUCAGCAAAUUCGCGACCCACUGUCCUUGAAUCGCCGUGAGACAGACUCGCGAGCUCACCUGUUGCGGGCAGUAACGGUGGACCGCGGACUGUCAAAAUCUACGUGGCAUCGUCGAGCAAGUCGAGUUCGAUGAUCCUCCGAAACGAUGGCCCCUUCUCUCCUGGAGACGCACCAAGAUUCGUCCUCCGAAUUCUCUCGGGUUCUCCGAGGACCGGGAAAUGGAAACGACGAAGGGGAUAUCCCCGCCGGUCACCGAAAAUCCCUGGAUCAGCCGAAAAAAUUGGCACAACGCGCACGUUGGAUCACGGCUGAACCACGGCCGAACCGAUGAUGGCCAGUCCGGCUAUUGCCUUGUAUCGGAGACCUUCUGACAUAAGAAUGGAACGUGGUGCCAGUUUGUAGAAGUGAAAGAAGCUGCGCGCGCCACCGGACAUUGCAUCUUCGUUUCUUCACCAGGGACACGCUCGAUCUUCCUUUUCCACCUGUUCCCGCUCCUGAGCACAGCUCGCCGACGCUCCGCCGACAAAAUUCAAGACGACUCGCCGCGCCGGAGCUCGGUCCGUCGGCUACGAAGCUGGACUCGCGCAUUGUUCCCGAGCUUCCCGUUCCAGAAUGACUGAUUAGAGGGCCGGGUAUAGGUCGUGGCCAGGAAAAUGAUGCUCCAACUGGCAUUGUGGCUGCUGAUCGGCCUGAUCGUCCUCUGGCUGUUGCUCAACGUCGCCAGGGUGGUCGAAACUGUCUGGGAAAUUCUCCUGCCGAUCUUCGACUCGACGCCGAUCGACCUGAAGACGAAGUUCGGCGAAUGGGCCGUUGUCACAGGAUCGACCGACGGCAUCGGCAAGGCUUAUGCGAAGGAGCUGGCUGCCAGGGGCGUGAACCUGGUGCUGAUUAGCAGGUCCUUGGAGAAACUGGAGAAGACUAAGGACGAAAUCCUGCGGGAGCGCUCGGGGAUCGAGGUGAAGAUCAUCGUGGCGGAUUUCAGUAAAGGAAGGGAGAUUUAUCAGAAACUGAAGGAACAGUUGGAGGACGUUCCCGUCGGGAUCUUAGUGAACAACGUCGGGAUGAUGUACAGUUACCCCAUGUACCUCGGCGAAGUCCCAGAGGACGAGCUGUGGGACAUCAUCUCUUUGAACGUCGGGGCCACCACGUUAAUGACCCGGCUGCUCAUCGGGAAAAUGCAAAAACGUGGAAAGGGCGCAAUCGUGAACAUCUCGUCUGGCUCGGAGCUGCAACCGAUGCCUUUGAUGACCGUCUAUGCAGCGACGAAAUUAUACAUUCGAAGCUUUUCGGAAGCGAUCAGGAGCGAGUACUCGAGGUUCGGCUUGACGGUGCAACACCUGACGCCGUUUUUCGUCAACACGAAGAUGAACGCGUACAGCAACAAGCUUCAGGUGACCAGCAUUCUCGUGCCGAACGCAACGACUUAUGCCAAAAAUGCGAUCAACACCCUCGGGAAACUGGAUACCAGUACCGGUUAUUGGAGCCACGGAAUCCAAAAGAUCGUUACGUCGAUUCCGCCGGUGCAUAUCAGAACGAGGAUCGGAUUAUUCAUAAGCCAGAUUUUCAGGAACGAUUACCUCAAGCAAAAUAAGAACAGUUAAAGAAGCAUACGAACCUGUGUAUCGUAAUUAAAUUUUUAUUGAUUAUAAAUAGUCUGUCACUCACACCUAAUGUAUCAUACAUUCUUUACAUGCUAAGUCGCGUGAUUAUGUAAAAAAAUUAUACGAAAGCAUUUACUAAAAUGUUGAAACAACAACGCGAAGGAUGUAAAAAGAAUAAAACUGCAAACAAUA
Megalopta genalis is the source of this 2576-nucleotide messenger RNA. RefSeq names its product inactive hydroxysteroid dehydrogenase-like protein 1. NCBI's taxonomy places the organism in Eukaryota, Metazoa, Arthropoda, Insecta, Hymenoptera, Halictidae. The record is from RefSeq and is a predicted model, not a curated record. Gene Ontology annotation, molecular function: oxidoreductase activity.